Messenger RNA from Triplophysa dalaica, 2790 nucleotides. It is a transcript of the gene mef2ca, whose product is annotated as myocyte enhancer factor 2ca. Gene Ontology annotation, molecular function: RNA polymerase II cis-regulatory region sequence-specific DNA binding; protein dimerization activity; DNA-binding transcription factor activity, RNA polymerase II-specific. Lineage: Eukaryota; Metazoa; Chordata; Actinopteri; Cypriniformes; Nemacheilidae. The coding region runs from base 453 to 1877 and encodes 474 amino acids. The transcript is spliced from 12 exons. Gene Ontology annotation, biological process: positive regulation of transcription by RNA polymerase II. The record is from RefSeq and is a predicted model, not a curated record.
GCAUGACAUUUCUCUUCACUGUGGAUCGACAUCCCAACUCAACGCAACCCAAUUUUGGGUUUCUCCUCAAAGCCAGCUGGUCUGGCUUGAAUUUCUGUGACUUUUGCUCGUUUUUCGCACUUUUGCGUCUUUUUCUUUUCUUUUUUUAUCAAGACUGACCCGCAGCAGGUGCUGAAGGGUUCACCUUCCUGGAGAAGAAAGCUAGGACCGGUGCCGAACGGCCUGAAAGCCUCAGACACUCAUUUGAUGGAGAUGAAACAGCACUGAAGAAACUGUAAAGUUGACACAGAAGGUUUAGAGCAAGUGAUUGGAACGAAUGCCAGAGUCUCUGAAAUAAGAGGAACGAGCACUGCAUUGAGGAUCAGAGAGAGAGAGAGAGAGAGAGAGAGAGAGAGAGGAAGGAGUCGAGUAUACCAUACUAUUGAAAUAGGAAGGAAAACCAGACCGAUAAAAUGGGGAGAAAAAAGAUUCAGAUCGCGAGGAUAAUGGAUGAACGCAACAGACAGGUUACGUUCACCAAGAGAAAGUUUGGACUGAUGAAGAAGGCGUACGAGCUGAGCGUUCUGUGCGACUGUGAGAUCGCUCUCAUCAUUUUCAACAGCACUAAUAAACUCUUCCAGUACGCCAGCACUGAUAUGGACAAAGUUCUGCUGAAAUACACCGAGUACAACGAGCCCCACGAGAGUCGGACCAAUUCUGAUAUUGUGGAGACGCUGAGGAAAAAAGGUCUCAACGGCUGUGAUAGUCCUGACAUCGAUGCUGAAGAUUCAGGCCACAGUCCAGAAUCUGAGGACAAAUAUCGCAAAAUCAACGAAGACAUUGACCUGAUGAUCAGCAGACAGAGACUGUGUGCGAUCCCCCCCUCUAGUUACGACAUGCCCGUCUCAAUCCCUGGAAGCAACCCCAACAGUCUGAUCUACAAUCACCCCGGAGCGUCUCUGGGUAACCCCAACAUGCUGCCUCUGGCCCACCCAUCCCUUCAGAGGAACAGCAUGUCUCCUGGAUUGAGCCACCGGCCCCCGAGUGCAGGUGGCCUCAUGGGUCCAGAUCUCGGAGGUGGAGUGGGCAGCAGUGCUGGGAACGGUUACGGAAACCACCGCAGCUCCCCCGGUCUGCUGGUCUCUCCGGGAAACAUGACGAAAACCAUGCAGGCAAAAUCUCCUCCACCCAUGAACAUGAACAACCGCAAACCCGACCUGCGCGUCCUCAUCCCGCCCGGAUCCAAGAACACCAUGCCCUCCAUCUCAGAGGAUGUGGAUAUGUUACUGAACCAGAGAAUAAACAACUCCCAGUCUGCCCAAUCCUUGAGCACCCCAGUGGUGUCUGUGGCCACGCCCACACUGCCAGGACAGGGGAUGGGCGGAUACCCAUCAGCCAUCUCUACCUCAUACGGUACAGAAUAUUCUCUCAGCAGUGGUGAUCUGUCCUGUCUGACGGCUUUCAACAGUUCAGCUUCUCUUCAUCUGGGUUCAAUGACCGGCUGGCCACAGAACAUUCAACACUCUGGUCUCGGACAUUUAGGGAACUGCACCGGCGCACAGUUAUGUCAAAGCUCCACCCUCUCCCUGCCGUCCAAUCAGAGCCUGCACAUCAAGUCGGAACCCGUUUCUCCUCCCAGAGACCGGGCGGGGGGAACCCCGGUGGGCAUGUACCAGUCUCAGCAGCAGCAACAGUCUCAGGCGGGUCACCUGCGGCAGGACGCCGGCCGCUCACCCGUCGACAGCCUCAGCAGCUGCGGCAGCUCGUACGAGGGCAGCGAUCGCGAGGAGCACCGCGCCGACUUCCACUCGCCCAUGGGACUGCUGAGAUCCGCUCAGGACGAGCGGCAGAGCCCGUCCGUCAAACGCAUGCGUCUGUCCGAGAGCUGGGCCUCGUGAUCGCUCGGGGAGAGCUUUUCACUUUAGUAUUAUAUUUGUUUCUGCAGCGUGUGAGUGCUACAAUAAGUAUUAAAACAAGAUAUGUAUAAGAUAAACGGGGAGGGGGGGCGUGUUUGUGAUUUGGGGUUGGGGGCAUGGGGACAUGCAUCGCUUGUGCCACGUGUGGGGAAACCAAAAAAAAGAAACAUUAUAUAUUUACAGUAUAUAUACAUGCAGUUUUACAUACGGACGUGUGUAUGUUUGUAUGUAUGUAUGUAUACGAGCGUACAGGAUAAAGAAGAGAAGUCUGGUACUCUUAUUUGGUAAAGCUACUUUUUAGUUCAGUAAUAUAUAUAAUGCAUAAUUAAACUAUUAAAAGAUGCAUUGCAUGCGUCUCUGGUUGUAAUAUUCCCCCUUAGGAAUCGCGGGGCCUUUACGUUCACGACGGAUGCACACUAACUCGCAAAUGUAUGUUAUCACAGACGCUGUUGUGUUGCAGGUUCAACGUAUUUAUGUAAAUAGAGGACGAUGAGGCUUUUGGGUAAAUAAGCUGCCAGGAUUUGCAGAUUUCUUUACCGUUAAUGGAGCGAGAGAGAGUCAUCACACAUCAGGGGCCCGGGGCUGAGGAGAAACACGGAACAUUUACAGGAAAAAUUCAAUCUGGAAUUGUUGUGAAUGAUCACUAGACGAGACGUCUGAUGUCUGUGCUUUUGAGCCGUGUUAACAACUUUCAAGUUCUCUGGGUCUUGUAUUGCCUAUCCCCGGUGGAAAAGAUAUGUACAAUACAUUUUGCUUAUAUUUUCAUAAAAAACAAUGCAGAGCAUUUGUUGCUACCUGUUGACCACGAGUCAUAAUGUGAUUUCAAGCUUUGCCGAUGUUGAACAGAGAGGUAAAGCCGUGUGAGAGCUCCAAUAAUAAAGCCAUAUCAACAGUU